Molecule: messenger RNA, 1808 nt
Organism: Oncorhynchus gorbuscha (pink salmon)
Lineage: Eukaryota; Metazoa; Chordata; Actinopteri; Salmoniformes; Salmonidae
Product: programmed cell death 1 ligand 1-like
Exons: 6
Coding region: 453-1277 (274 amino acids)
Biological process (GO): immune response; positive regulation of T cell proliferation; cellular response to lipopolysaccharide
Cellular component (GO): external side of plasma membrane
Source: RefSeq, a predicted model, not a curated record
UUAUUGUGCAAGAUGAACGAUGAACGUUAUCAUUAUGGCCAGGACUAUUUACGACAAAAAUCAACAAUAAAAAUGAAGAGAUCUGUAGAGACAGAUAUAAUUUAUCCAGAUUCUACGAUCGUACUCAAUCCCAAUCUCCUUUUUUUUUAUCAUGAAUUAUCCUGGACCUAAAUUAUAAUAGUGUUUAUGUUAAUAGUGAUAAUUUAUAGUGAUAAAUGGCUAAUGUUGUUAUACUAGGUUAUUCACCACUUUGUUCCCAGAUAAGUAAAUGAUCGCAUCUCGUAUGCACAGUCACUAUCAGGAAACUGCUCGGCUUUUUGACGGGAGGAUGUCGAGAAUAACAGUAGAGGGAGAAGAUCGAGAGGAAGUUGCACUCUUAAAAAACAGAAUAUAUGACUGAUGUGAUGUGAGAGGAACUCUGAAACAACAAGCAAGACUUCAGCAAAGGUCAAAUGGAGCAGGCUUUUCUUUUGGUUUUACAUGUAGUCUUAUGGCCAACUCUUGCAGCCUUGUUCACAGUGGAGGUGGACAGUCUCUCACACGUGGCAGAGUUCCACGGUGAUGUCACCAUGGGCUGCAGGUUCCAACCUGGGGGCUGGGACCCCAACCUGUCAGUGGUAUGGCAACGGGUCCAGCCUCUUCCAGAUGUAGAGGUGUACAGGAUGGAUAACGGACAGGAGGACCUCACUUCUCAGAAUCUCCAGUACCGCGGCAGGGCACGGUUGGUGUCGGAGGAGCUGACCAAUGGCUGGGCCAAGCUACAUGUGUCCAGUCUGAGGAUCAACGACUCUGGGGUGUACCGAUGUCUUGUGGAAUUGGGGGGAGCUGAUUAUAAACAGACCACUUUGACUGUCAAAGCUACCUAUAAGACUAUCAUUAAAAGCAUGCAGAGACGUGGGGGAGAUGAGGUGCAGCUGGCCUGUGAGUCUGAGGGCUAUCCUCUUGCCACAAUCAACUGGAGAGACAAGAGUCUCAGGAACAUCAAAUCCAACGACACCGUUGUGAAAACUCCAGACCAGCUUUUCCAUGUCACCAGCAAGAUAACGGUUAAAUACUCUGAGAAAAACAACUAUACAUGUGCCUUGGUGGAGAAAGGUGAAGCUACAAAGGGUCCAUCAGCCAGGUUUGACAUCCCAGAUGAAAUACCUGUGAUUGAGAGUAAACCUAACACCCUUUCUAUUGUAUUGGGCACGACAUUGACUGUGGCUAUGAUCAUUGCAGCUACCAUCUUCGGGUAUCGCAGACAGAAAGGGAGGCUCAGGAUCCUCAAGCUCUAACACCCUCCUGGGCUCAACAGAGACGUGACCUCUGACCUGCCUGGACCCCUUUUGGCAGCUCCAACUGAUCCUGGUGAUAGACUGUUUGUGACUGUCAGUGACCUGUACCAGGAGGCAACAGAGAAAGAGACUCCUCACUGAGACUGUAAACUGCCAGGAGAAGACUGAGAACACAAAAGACUUUGGCCAACAUUGCUAAUUUUCUCAUUGAUUAAACAUUUGAUCUCCAUACAGUUUUUCUCCAUACAAAACUAUAAUCUGUAAAAAACAGAGUGGAUUUCAUUUUAUAGACUUGAACUUUUGCCAAUUAUUAUUUUUUUAAAUGGCAUUUAGGAGUGCAAGGGGGAAUUGAGCACUUCACAGAGUAGGUGUUCCCUAAUGGAAAUAUGUAAAUAGGAUCUCACUAGCUCGCUCUUGGCACUGCUAACCUCCUUGCUUGUUCUGCCCACUAUGAUUAAUUUGCUCCCAUUGGAAUGACAGGCUGUGGUCAAUCUUGGGUUAGUAAUAAACAUCUUUGUCUAGGCCUUCUCA